AGGGCAAAAUACAAUUCGUCGCUCAAUCCAAAAUCAUUCUUCAACAAAGGGUGAAAGUUUCCCCUAACACAAUUGCAGUCCUCACGAAAUAUCGAAAGAACAUUUGAGGGAUCAAAACGCUCAAUUGAAUUUGAAAGCUCGAAAGAGCGAAAGAGAAACGCAUUGCAAUACUAUUCGGUGCGUUCGUGAUCGGAGAUCGAAACAUGGACGACGAAUUGCUUGAACUGCAGCGACAAUUCGAGUUCGCGCAGCAAGCGAAGUCCAGUAUCCGAUUAUCGGAGCGAAACGUCGUCGAAUUGGUCCAAAAAUUGCAGCAUCUCCAAAUCAUCGAUUUCGAGCUUCUCUACACUGUCUCUGGCAAAGAGUACAUCACUCUCGAUCAACUGAGGAACGAGAUGGUGGCUGAGGUGAAGAAAUUAGGGCGUGUUUCUUUGAUCGAUCUCGCUGACGCUACUGGAGUUGACUUGUUUUAUGUGGAGAAGCAGGCUCAGAACGUAGUAACGGAUCACCGAGAAUUGAUGUUGACUCAAGGCGAGAUCAUGUCUGAGUCUUACUGGGAUUCAAUUGCUGAAGAGAUUAAUGAGAGGCUUCAAGAAUGUAGUCAAAUUGCGCUGACGGAACUCGCUGCGCAAUUGAACGUUGGUUUAGACUUGGUUGCGUCCAUGUUGGAGCCGCGCCUGGGCACUAUGGUGAAGGGAAGGCUUGAAGGUGGACAGUUGUAUACUCCUGCCUAUGUAGCUCGUGUUAGUGCCAUGGUUCGAGGUGCUGCGCGGGGCAUCACGGUUCCAACAAAUUUGACGGUGUUAUGGAGCUCGUUGCAGCAGUUACUGCAAGAAAUGGAUGGAACCAGCGGUUUGGCUGUUGAAGGAUCGUUCUUUCAGUCUUUGUUUAAUGGACUUGUGAAGGAAGGCGAGAUUCUAGGGUCACUUCGUGCAGGAGUGCAUUGGACGCCUGCUGUAUUUGCUGUUGCUCAAAAGGAAUUCGUAGAUUCAUUCUUUUCACAGAAUUCUUUUAUCAGCUAUGAGGCUCUGCACAAACUUGGAAUUCCCCAGCCCAUUCAAUUCUUGCAGUCCAGAUAUCCUGAAGGCAAACCUCUAGUUACAACAUUUGUUCACCCAUCUAUGAUUGAGAUGCUAGAUGCUGCUACUGAGGAUGCUCUCGAGCGUGGUAGCUGGAGUGAUUCUCUUUCCUUAUUGCCCUCAUCUUUUACACCUCAAGAUGCAUCUAAAGUGCUGUCUCUGUGUCAAUCUGUUCAAAAUGGUCUUAAGUCUAACAAAGCACACAUUUUUGGAGAUUUUUAUGUGUUGAGCAGCAGCUUUAUAAAGGACAUCUGUGAUCGCAUGGUGAAAGAAUUGGAGACAUUAGGUAUUUCAGGGUCUUUUGGCACUAUGAUGAUGCCUGGUGAUUUACAAGUAGCCAAUGAAGCUAAGAAAGGGAAUGAUUCAAGCCGUUUGAAUGAGUGCAAUGAGAUGGUGAGUGAUGUUGGUGCCAACAAGCAUGCUGAUAAAGGAACAAAGAAGAAAAAGGGGAAAGCCACAGGGAAUCCAGUAACAAAUCUAUCUGACAGUGGUGCAGAUAACCAUGAACAAACCUCAACAAAAUCUAAGAAAAGCCAGAAAAGGGGUAAGGAUGCAUCAUCACAGACAUCGGAUUCAAAGACAGGUUCUAGAAAAGAGGAUAACAUUGGUCCCUCAGAAGAAUGGAUCAUGCAGAAAAUUACUACAUUGGUUCCUGAUUUUGAAGAACAAGGUAUAGAUGAUCCUGAAACAAUUCUUAAGCCUUUGGCUAACCAAUUAAGGCCUACAAUAAUCAGUUCUUGGAUGGAGAAAAAGAAGGCGUUGCUUACAAACAAUGCAGAAAGAAUGAAACGUUUGCUUGAUAAUUUGCAGAAGAAACUUGAUGAGUCAUUCUUAAACAUGCAGCUGUAUGAAAAAGCCUUGGAAUUGUUUGAAGAUGAUCAAUCAACUUCUGUUGUUUUGCAUAGGCAUUUACUAAGGACAGUAGCAGCUCCUAUGGUGGAUAUGCUUCUCCAUAACUUGGAUGUGCACAACAAAUUAAAGAAUGGAGUGGAUGUGCAGGAAGCUCCAGAUUCUGAAUCUGUUUCACUUAGUCCUGGAGAGAGAACUGCAAUUUCUAAGAGUUUUCCAGGAGCUCUUGCAAACAAGGCUCUUGCUGUUAUAGAAGCAUUGGAAGGAAAGAGCGUUGACAUAUUCAUGGGUGCUUUUAGAAUGGUAACAGAAGAGAGUGGGUUGCCUUUGAAAAAGCUUGACAAGAAACUAGAAAGAACACUUUUACAUUCAUAUCGAAAGGAAUUGACAUCUGAAGUUUCUGCUGAGACUGACCCUGUUUCACUUUUGCCAAAAGUUGUGUCUUUACUUUAUAUCCAGGUUUACCAUAAAGCCCUUCAAGCUCCUGGAAGGGCCAUUUCUGUUGCUAUUUCCCAUUUAAAGGACAAGCUAGAUGAGUCAGCAAACAAAAUUUUAAUUGAUUAUCAAACUGCCACAGUGACUCUUUUGGCACUAUUAGCAGCUGCACCUAGUGAUGAAGAGGGUUGUGCAUCUGAUAGGAUUUUGAGUAAAAGGGAGCUACUGGAGAGCCAAAUGGUGGACCUCAAACGCUUGGUUUUGAGCACCUCACAAUCUUCAUAAAUAUUUUGUUAGCCAAACUGACCAUCUGAAUCGGGCUUCAUUGUAAGGUUGCGCUAAUUUGGUGUUGUCUAUUUUCUGAGGUGCAAAAGCCUUGGAAAAUUUGCAUUUUGCUAGGGUAGACAAUUCUAGGAGAUUAGAUUUUUUGGCUAUUCAUUUUACUCUAGUUUACGCUGCUUCCCUUUAGUUUUGUCGCAGGAAAACUUCUUGCCCGACGAUUUAUAGUUGUUUGAUAAUUGUAAGGUAUAAUGUUUUAUAAACUCUUUCUGAAUGAGAAAUUCUUGAGUAGACCUAGUUUAUAGAAAUUGUAUAUAGACUAAACCGACUACCAAAUGGCAUUUCAUCAUUUUAUAUUAAUAAUCACCAAAUUUGUCUC
Molecule: messenger RNA, 3021 nt
Organism: Abrus precatorius (Indian licorice)
Lineage: Eukaryota; Viridiplantae; Streptophyta; Magnoliopsida; Fabales; Fabaceae
Product: E3 UFM1-protein ligase 1 homolog
Exons: 20
Coding region: 204-2648 (814 amino acids)
Biological process (GO): response to endoplasmic reticulum stress; regulation of proteasomal ubiquitin-dependent protein catabolic process; protein K69-linked ufmylation
Cellular component (GO): endoplasmic reticulum membrane
Molecular function (GO): UFM1 ligase activity
Source: RefSeq, a predicted model, not a curated record